AUGGUUGUCCCAGCCUCAAUGAUCGUGGACGACACUGCGUCUCCACCUCCACGCAAAAGACUUCGGCAAGAGGAAUCGACCAAGCCAGCCGCAAAGACAUCGAGAGAACCCCGGCUUUUUGUGCCAUUCAGAGCUCUUGGAUUGAUCACAAACCAUAUCCCUUUCGUCCUGCAAACGCGAUCUCAUAAAGGUGCUACAGAUGGACCUAGAAUUCACCUUUUGACAUGCCUUGGAAAGUCAUGGGCACUAUGGGAAGGAGGAAAGAUGGGUCUGCUUUUUGUCGGACCUGAUGCACCAGAAUACAUAUCAUGUAUGGCCAUGGAUGGUGACGCCGUGUGGGUAGCGUCUGGACCAUACGCGAUCAAAUAUAUUCGAGGAAAAGAGGUUUCUCGAGUAACGAAUCCUCUCGGGACUCAUCUCUCGUUCAUUACCGUGUUCGGAUCCCAAUUGCUUGCUCUUACCGAGAAUGGCGAUCGUAUGCUUAUCUGGAGUACCUCUGACGAAGAACUGGAAUCGAUGGUCUCAUUUGACCCAACAUUUUCAGCUACCUUCAUUCUACAUCCGGCAACAUACCUCAACAAAGUUGUCGUGGCUAGCAGCCAGGGUGGAAUGCAGCUAUGGAAUACCCGAACGAACACAUGCAUUCACCAAUUCAGCGCCGCUCGACUACUCUCAUCUCCCGACCUUGUUGCCUCUGGAUCAACUGACCGAGGCAACGCAAUAACCGCACUCGUGCAAUCCCCCGCUAUCGAUGUUGUUGGCAUCGGAUAUACCUCUGGAGAGAUUUCAGUAUAUGAUAUUCGAGCAGAUGAGCGACUCAUGCGCAUGUACAUGGAAGGUGGGGGAGUGAAAGCACUCGGAUUCCGAACAGAUGGACAUCCAGUGUUGGCCUCAGCUUCUUCAGCCGGGCACAUCGCGUUAUGGGAUCUCAAUGAAGGCGGUCGUCUUCUCCACAUGGUUCGAGGAGCACACGAUGCUGCCAUUACCGCAUUAGAGUGGGUUCCUGGACAGCCUGUUUUGAUCACCUCGAGUGAGGAUAACAGCGUCAAGCAAUGGUUAUUCGAUUCACCGACUUCACCUCCCAGACUCCUCAAAUACCGCUCCGGACACCAGACACCACCGCAUCUCAUCCGCUACUAUGCAGACGAUGGCAAGCAGCUUUUAACUGCUUCCAGAGACCGCAGCUUGCGCUGCACAUCCGUCGUCCGUGACUCACGAUCCUUUGAAUUAUCUCAAGGAUCCCUUCUAAAAAAGGCCACUUCGCUGUCGAUACCUCUUGCAUCCCUUAAAUUCCCUCCCAUUACUUCUCUAUCAUAUUCGUCAACUCGAUCGAAGGAUUGGGAUGACAUUAUUACCGCCCAUGCUGAUGAGACGUUCGCUCGCACAUGGACAAUGCAGGGCAAACGCCUAGGGAAAUAUAGCCUCGGGUUCGUCGACGACCCGAAAGCCAAAGGCAAGGAACGAGGCGUCGUAGGUGCCGCCAAGGCGGUAUGCGUAACAGCGUGCGGAAACUUUGGACUUGCGGGGUCGUCGACAGGCCAGAUCCAAAUGUGGAACCUGCAAUCAGGCAUCAAACGAAAAUCGUACGCUCUGGGCCCCUGCCCCGCUGAAGUCGCUGCCCGUUUCUAUUCCGGUGCUGCCAAAAGCAGCGAGCGCACAGUGACAGGCCUAGCAACCGACUCCCUGAAUAGAUCCGUCAUCGCCAGCACGCUCGACGGUACCGUCAACUUCUUCGAUUUCCAGACGACACAGUUGGAGUACACGCUCGUGUUACCAUCGACGGCGGUAUCGAUAUUACUGCAGCGCGACAGCGGGCUGCUCGCCGUAAUAUGCGACGACAUGACCGUGCGCAUUAUCGACAUAGAGACACGGCGCAUAGUCAGAGAACUCUCUGGCUUCCAUGGGCGAAUCCUCGACAUCGCAAGUCCCCUUUCGCUCCUCACUUCUCGCCGGACUUUUUCGCCCGACUCACGAUGGCUCGUCGCGUCCUCGCUCGACGCGGUAAUCCGCACGUUCGACGUGCCGACCGGCCGUCUCAUCGACGCGUUCCGCACGGCGAGCGUCGCGACCAGCAUCUCGUUUUCACCUACAAAUGACUUCCUCGCCACUGCCCACGUCGACAGCGUCGGCGUGUUCUUGUGGGCCAACCGCGCGCAAUAUGCUGAGGUGUCGUUCCAGAGCAUAAGCGACAACGAGAUCUUUGACGUUGCACUCCCCUCCGUGCAGGGUGUCGCAGAAGAUGAAGCCCUGGAAGCUUUGACUGCGCUCAAAAUGGCCGACGCACCGCAAGACGUGUUCUCGACGCCGCCACAGCUCGACGGGGAGCUUAUCACGCUCACACUCCUCCCGCGCGCGCGCUGGCAGACAUUGCUCAACCUUGAGGUCAUUCAGCAACGCAACAAGCCGAAAGAGCCGCCGAAAGCGCCUGAGCACGCGCCGUUCUUCCUGCCUACGCUGCCUGGCGUCGAGGCGCGCUUCGCGGCUCCGACAGACGCUGCCAAGGCACAAGAACAGGAGAAGAAGAAGGAGAAAAAGUCGACGAGGAGGAUCGACCAGCUGAUGGCGUCUGGAAAUGAAAGUGUGUUUUACCAGAAACUCGCGGCGGAGGAUACUCAUGGAGAUUAUGAGACGUUCUUCAGCUACGCGAAACAUCUCUCGCCCGCCGCACUCGACCUCGAACUGCGCACGCUCCCUUCGUCUUCGUCGAUCCACCCGCUCGCAGCACUUGCGCUCCUCCUACACGCGCUCGCACAGCGGCUGCGCGCGCACCGCGACUUUGAGGCAGUACAGGCGAUGCAAGCCGUUGUGCUGCGCGCACACGGGGAUGUGCUCAUCGCCACCGCUGCUGAGGCUGAGGCGGGCGCCGGCGCGGGUGUAGGGCAGAUGGAAGCGGAUGCGGAGACAGCGCCGGAAAGGGCGGUGCUGGACAAGUUGCGCGAGUUGGAGGAGGUGCAGAGGGUGGAGAGUAAGCGCGUGCUGGAGCUUAUUGCGAGUUCGUUGGGUACGCUUGGGUUUGUGAGGGAUACGUUGUGA
Molecule: messenger RNA, 3033 nt
Organism: Psilocybe cubensis
Lineage: Eukaryota; Fungi; Basidiomycota; Agaricomycetes; Agaricales; Agrocybaceae
Product: U3 small nucleolar RNA-associated protein 21-like protein
Exons: 15
Coding region: 1-3033 (1010 amino acids)
Biological process (GO): rRNA processing
Cellular component (GO): small-subunit processome; Pwp2p-containing subcomplex of 90S preribosome
Molecular function (GO): protein binding
Source: RefSeq, a predicted model, not a curated record